AUUUAUUCAAAUUGACAAUCUCUAAUUUUCUCAGUUUUACUCUUUUGAUUUUUCUGACCUAAACAGUGAAGUGAGAUUUGCCACUGCAAAUGGCUGCGGACAUAGCAGUUCAAGCUCCUUCCGAAACAACCUCGGAGAACGUCGAAGCCUUGCUUGAUGCUGCAAGAUAUGAUGACAUGGAUGAUGUUAAGAGCUUAGAAGCUAGAGGGGUUUCUCUUGAUUCCAAGGAUGAUCAGGGGAGAACAGCUCUUCAUAUGGCUGCAGCUAAUGGACAUAUUGAUAUUGUGGAGUAUUUGAUCAGUAGAGGAGUGGAUCUUAAUUCACCAAACGAGGAAAAGAAUACACCACUUCAUUGGGCGUGUCUCAAUGGGCAUGUUAAGGUUGUGAAGGAAUUAAUCAUGGCCGGAGCUAAUGUUAGUGUUUUAAACAGUCACGAGCGGACUCCAAUGGAUGAAGCAUUGAGUAGAGGAAAGCUAGAAGUGAUGGAUGCAAUUAAUGAAGCAGUAGCACUAGUAGAACUUCGUGGUGCUAUGGUUUCUGCACAGGAAACUUGAAGUUUAUGCUACUCUAACCAGCCUGUAACAUGAGAAUUUGGUGAUAUUUAUACAUGUUUUCCUACAAUUGUUACUUUGUCAAUGUGAACAUGAUCAUGAGCCUGUUUUUUUUUUUUUUGUUUUUUUUCCCCUCCCCAGUUUCCAUAAUGGAAUUUCUCUUUGGAAAAUGGAAUUGAAGGAGUUGCAUAUAUCCCUUUUUGGACUUAAAA
Cajanus cajan (pigeon pea) is the source of this 763-nucleotide messenger RNA. Its product is annotated as ankyrin repeat family protein. Gene Ontology annotation, biological process: protein K6-linked ubiquitination. Gene Ontology annotation, molecular function: ubiquitin-protein transferase activity; protein binding. The record is from RefSeq and is a predicted model, not a curated record. Lineage: Eukaryota; Viridiplantae; Streptophyta; Magnoliopsida; Fabales; Fabaceae. Gene Ontology annotation, cellular component: BRCA1-BARD1 complex; BRCA1-A complex.